ACGGGACUCAGCUGGCUUAUGCACUUGCGCCGGAGACGUCGAGCUAGUCGCAAGUGUUAUUGAGUAUUGUUUGCUGCUGGUGCUCUAAACCCCCUCAAAAUGUCUGACGACGGUAGUCCUAUCUAUUCCCCAUUCUUUGGCGUCAUGGGUGCUGCUUCUGCCAUGGUAUUCAGCGCCCUUGGUGCAGCAUAUGGCACUGCCAAAUCAGGAGUGGGAAUUUCAGCCAUGUCAGUAAUGCGGCCGGAGUUGAUCAUGAAGUGCAUCAUUCCUGUUGUCAUGGCAGGUAUCAUUGCUAUCUAUGGCUUAGUGGUGGCUGUGCUAAUUGCUGGCAAGCUGGAUGAAGUCCCUGAAUACACUCUUUACCAGGGUUUUGUGCAUAUGGGUGCUGGUCUGUCUGUGGGUCUCUCUGGCUUGGCAGCUGGGUUUGCUAUUGGAAUUGUUGGAGAUGCCGGUGUGAGGGGAACUGCUCAACAACCUCGUCUGUAUGUUGGCAUGAUUCUCAUUCUUAUCUUUGCUGAGGUACUUGGUCUUUAUGGUCUGAUUGUUGCCAUUUUCCUGUACACCAAGACCUCCAGCUAAAUGAACAGAGGUGCAGCAGUUGUGGAGCCCUCACCAGCAUCCAGAUAUUAGUCCUCCAGCAUCCCAGUCAUCAGUGGAAGAGUUAUCUAUGCCAGCAUUUAUACUGAGGGGCCCACCUGUAUUCUGUUGGGGAUUUUUAAUCAUUUGGAUUAUAUCUUAAGUAAAUUAAAUUAAUAAUUACACACAUCCUCUGGUACAGAUAUUAUUUUUUGGUUAUAUUCAGUUCUUAGAUUUUUAUUAUAAUUUAUAUAAGAUAAAUAAAGAACACAGUUGGAGGCAUUUUACUAAUGUGGAUGCUUGUAGAUUAAAGGGUGUGUGUAACACCUUUUGUGUACAGCAGUACUGUGACAUAAUCAUUUUUGUAUAAAUGUAAAUCAUGUGUCCUCGUGUCUUCUCUCCUCUUCCUCCAGAUAGCUUCAUGCCAUUAGUGCUCUACAUAUAUCAGUUCCCAUGACAGUUUGUGGGUUGGUAGAUCAGGUACAAGAUGAGGGCUUGGUACAAACAAGUUAGGGUCAUUUUAUAGCCAGAAUGCCGCUAUCAGGCUGGAGUGUGUUGAUCUGAUCAAAUGUUUACCAACCCUAGUUGAUAGCCACAUGUAGACAUGGGGUAAGUACUUGUUGAGGAAAGACCAGUGUGGCCAUCUGCAGGGUGAGGAGUUGCUACUUGAGUUGGAUUUGCCUUGAAAGUAGGCCAGGGUUGUUCUCUCAAUUAGCCUCAACACCCUAGUUAAUGAAUCUAUAAUGUUAAUGGUUUAUGGUUAUAAUAAAAAUUCAAAGUAUAUAUAAUACAACUAUUUAAGAACUGAUAGAAGAAAUAAGUUUUAUUGGGGGGUUGCAAAGGUGAAGUUGCAAAUGGUAAUGUGGUGUGACAGUCACCCCUAGAUAGCCAUCCAGUAUUUAAGUUCUAGUUCCCAACUUGGUGGUUGUGAGUUAAAAGAAACAGACAAGAUGUACUCACUGACAUGCUGAUGGCUGCUUUGCAUGUGACCCAUUACUUGUGAAUAAUACAAGUGUUCAUGGUAGUUGUUCAAAUGACAUCUCUUUUGGGAUGCAUGUAUAGCUCUGUCAGUGUGCUGAUGGUGACAGUCUUGUCAUAAGACUGUUGGCUGGCAGCCAUUUGCAAUUGGAGCACAAGAGUUACCCACUUCCCCAACGUGGGGAUGGGGGCUACAUAGUUUAGCAAUUUGUAUUUAUAGUUGGUUAGUUUUGCCUUAGCCAUGGGUUAAGUUGAAGUACAAGGGAAGUCUAACUUUAAAGUACACUUGAACAACUUCAUUCUUUAUUUUGUAGGAGUAGAACAAUAAAUUUGAUAUUUGGUGAUGCCUCCCAUGGCUAGACACUAACUGAUAAAUUGUUUCAACAUAAAACAUUCCAUAUUAAUAAAUUGUGCUUUCCAUCUCCCAAGAUACUUCUGUGGAUAGCUCUGGUUGUCAUUGUUAAAAGGUGUAUGCAUUGUAUAAAUGGAAUUAAAUAUUAUGUAAUGGUAUAUUGUUAAUAAACAAAGCUUGAGUU
Molecule: messenger RNA, 2090 nt
Organism: Homarus americanus (American lobster)
Lineage: Eukaryota; Metazoa; Arthropoda; Malacostraca; Decapoda; Nephropidae
Product: V-type proton ATPase 16 kDa proteolipid subunit
Exons: 4
Coding region: 100-579 (159 amino acids)
Biological process (GO): proton transmembrane transport
Cellular component (GO): proton-transporting V-type ATPase, V0 domain
Molecular function (GO): proton-transporting ATPase activity, rotational mechanism
Source: RefSeq, a predicted model, not a curated record